GAAAGGUUAUUAUAAUUUCCAAAGAUGGAAGCCUUUUCCUCGCGCGCGAUUCUCCUCCUUUUCUCGAGCGCGUUCGCGUCGGCCCAAAGCGGGAAACUUCGAAGCGUCUCUAAUACCCCGUUUGGCCGCCAUCGUGUUGCAUUUGGAAACGUCGGCUCAGCUCAAUCCCCACUUAAAAGGCAUCCAAACGCCACCACAACAAAAGCAAUAGUGAAAGGAGUCUGGCGUGCGCAUUGCGCCAUGGAAGAGGUUAAGUCCACGUCAGCUUGGGUCGCAGCUCGUUCUUCUCAUGUCUUCGUCGAAUCCUCAGGACUUGAGAAAGUAGUGGAUGAAAUUCAAGCUUCAAUACCAAAAGUGGAAUGGGAUUUUGAAGGAAUUCACUUUUUUGAUAAUGGGCCACUCACGGUUCAGUACCUGUUUGUUUUGGAUGCAUUAAACUUCUGCUUUUGGCCAGACAAGGACCUCAAGUACGACAAUUUAGCUUCAGGGCUGAAGGCGGCUUUGGAAAAUGACAAAUCUGCCUUUGAUGCCGAUCGUCUACAAAGCUACACUGGUCCUCAACUGCGCAAGAUGUUGAACUGGUCUCGCCCGCUUCCCUUGGAGGAUGAACGCAUCCGCCUUCUGCAUGAGGUUGGAUUGGAACUUGAGAGAAACUUUGAGGGAAAAGCAACGAAUCUUGUGGAGGCUUGUGGAAAAUCUGCUGUUUCUCUUGUUGCCCUGAUUACGCGUCAUUUCCCUGGCUUUCGAGAUCACACACUGUACAAAGGUCACCAAGUUUUCCUAUACAAAAGGGCGCAGAUAUUUGCAGCUGAUGUAUGGGGCGCCUUCAAGGGACAAGGAUAUGGCAGUUUCAAUGACAUCAGUUCGAUUACUAUUUUUGCGGACUACAUUGUCCCUGCAGUCCUUCGGCAGCUUGGUGUGUUGAGAUACAGUUCAGCCUUAGCUAGCGUUAUUGAUGCUAAUGAUGAAAUAUGUUCAGGUAGUGAGGAGGAAGUUGAGAUACGAGCUUGCACUAUUUAUGCUGUGGAGAAAAUGAAGGAUUUGAUCAAGAAAAAGUCCGGAAAGCAGGUGCUGAGUGUAGAGUUGGAUCUCUGGCUCUGGUCUGUUGGUGUUCAAUGCCCAUCUUUGCCGCACCAUCGGACACUCUCUACAUACUAUUGAAAAGAUCCGAUGCUCUUUUGACCUGGUCAUGACUUCUUUGGUCUAAGAGAGGAAAUCCAUUACAUGGAAUCGCAAUGUAAGACUCUUCCUACAACAGUAAUUAGAAGUUCGAGAUGCCGCCUGUCGUCUUUUGAGCCGUUGUAGAAAGGUUUGUGUUUCCAUCCCUCAAAUUUUGGUAGAAGGGGUAUUUAUUUACUAAUUUUGAUAUUGAAUAUUUAUUCGAUAACUUAGAAAUUAAAGGAAUAUCAUGCAACUUGCACAUGA
Messenger RNA from Magnolia sinica, 1425 nucleotides. RefSeq lists its product as uncharacterized. The transcript is spliced from 7 exons. NCBI's taxonomy places the organism in Eukaryota, Viridiplantae, Streptophyta, Magnoliopsida, Magnoliales, Magnoliaceae. The record is from RefSeq and is a predicted model, not a curated record. Bases 25 to 1161 code for a protein of 378 amino acids.